Molecule: messenger RNA, 2070 nt
Organism: Ixodes scapularis (black-legged tick)
Lineage: Eukaryota; Metazoa; Arthropoda; Arachnida; Ixodida; Ixodidae
Exons: 5
Coding region: 58-1908 (616 amino acids)
Source: RefSeq, a predicted model, not a curated record
CAAACCUGCUCGGGCGGCUGUUUACUUCAACACGCAGCCGCUGUUAUUUGUCCAAGCAUGUCGAAACCGGCAGCAAGCAGCGCGAAACGUCGCCAUCGACGGUACUGUUGCGUUGUGAAUUGUCACGAACAGGAAGGGCUCAACCCCGGCGUGAGCUUCUACAGGUUUCCAUCCAAACCGCACGAAGUCGAGCAGAGGGAACGCUGGAUACGAGCCGCCCAGCGCACUGAACCCGAUGGCAAGCCUUGGCAGCCGACACAAAACUCGAGGAUGUGUAGCCGGCACUUCGUCGGCAACAAGAAGAGCAACUGCGUGGGCCAUCCAGCCUACGUACCUACCAUUUUUCCCCCGGCGUACAAACGACCGCUCCCACUCGACUCAUCAAGUGGCUUGGAACGUUUUGACAGAUGGCGGAAAAGACUUCAGAAAGCACCGGCAGUUCCAGCGCUGCACAGUGAGCCCUCAACAUCAGGCACGGCCGCCACAACACCAGUCACGGUCGCCACAUCGGGCACGGCCGCCACAACAUCAGUCACAGCCGUCGCAUCAAGCACAGCCAUCACGACAUCAAGCACAGCUCCCACAGCCUCAAGCACCGCACCGAGCCCAGUUUCCACCAGCGUGCCCCCGACAUCAAGUCCUACAUGCCAGCCAACAUCCAGUGCUGAAAAUCAUAAUAUCUCUGGUCCUGCUGAUCAGGAAGGAGAGUGGUCCUCGAUGGACAUUGAAGAGGACCAACUCAUCGGUGAGUGCAGCAUGGUAAGUAAAGUAAUAUCACGAGAUAGCCGAACAAAGAUCGAGAGCAGGAAAAGUAAGAAGUGGGCACACUUUUGGUGCAGAGCAGAAAAAAAGCUAAAAAUGUUAAAUGAAGUGGUUUUAUGGUACCAAACAUUUAGUUGUACAAGUGUUCGACUGUACAACAGUGGCCAGGUUCUUCUUAAUAAUAUAGCUAAAAUUGUGGGCCAGGUUGUCCCAUCUGAACAGGAGCAGCUCACAAGAUCCCUGGGAGUUGGGCCUCAUGCAAGAACCUGCUUCUUUGGUGGCUAUGACAGCAUAAAGCAUAGCCCAGAUGCACUGCGAAGCUUGUGCGGUGUUGACGGCAAUGUGUUUGCUUUGCUGCUUAGCCUACUGCCAACGGUUCGAGACCGGGGGAGUGACGUUACAGUAGAAAACAAAAUGCUGAUCUUCCUCACAAAAAUGAAACUGGGAAUAUCGUUUAGCGCUGUUGGAACUCUCUUCGGGGUCCACGAGACCACUGCCUGCCGUACAUUUUAUGCUGUGCUGUACACCUUGGCAGAGGUCACUAGAGGUUGGAUCAGUAAGCCUCCUGUGAGCAACAUCAAGCUUGCGCAGCCGCUUUGUUUUCAGGAAAACUAUCCGGAGUGCACUCUCAUUGUAGAUUGCACAGAGAUAAAAACGGAGACACCCCCCAACAUUAGGCAGCAGCACGUACUGUACUCCUCGUACAAAGGAUGCUACACACUGAAAUUCCUUGUUGGAAUCAUCCCCAAUGGAAUGGUGGUGUUCAGGUCCAAACCGUACGGUGGUCGAUGUUCAGACACAUACAUCACACUAAACUCUGGAUUUUUGAAUGUGCUCGAAAGCGACGACAUGGUUCUUGCAGACAAGGGAUUUCCUGGCAUUCGCGCUUCUCUUGCCGACAGGGGGGUCAUCCUUGUAAUGCCACCAUUCUCGGCGGGAAGCAACGUUCCAUUCACUACCGAGGAAAUGGAAGAGACCUACGCAGUUGCUUCGGUGCGCAUUCAUGUGGAAAGGAUGAUUCAAAGAAUUAAGCUCUACGACAUCCUUAACCACCGAGUUCCCAUUUCACUGAUACCAGCAAUGGGAGACAUUUUCCACAUGUGCUGUGUUUUGGCCAACCUUCAGCCACACAUUAUCAGCUCGUAGCCUGUGAACUAACUUGAGAACCCUUAGGAACCUUUCAUUUUUUUAAAUUUUAUUUUCAUGAACUUCGUUGGUUUUUUGGCAGCACUUUAAUUUUUGUGAGGAUGCAACAUUUGCAGAUUGAAGACAAUUUGCAAAAGAUUGAUCUCGCGAAGAAACAGUUCC